Messenger RNA from Acanthoscelides obtectus, 652 nucleotides. The record is from the annotation of a GenBank genome assembly. NCBI's taxonomy places the organism in Eukaryota, Metazoa, Arthropoda, Insecta, Coleoptera, Chrysomelidae.
GAGGUGGUUGAUAUAGCGGAUAAGUACUACCCCAAGCAAGCUAAAUAGUUGUUGAUUCAGGUACAACCCCUUCCCGGUAGCUGCUACCCUGAUCCGUUAGAAUCUCAGUUGAAAUCUAGAUGUCGUCGUGAGUGUACCUACUUCUCACCAUUGUUUGUGUAGCGUUACGUUUUAACUGUGAAUACUGCCUGUGUGGCUGUAAUUAUUGCACAUAAUUUUAAUGGAUUCUGAAAAUUCAGGAUUACCAGAUGGUUCCAACACUACACUAGUUACUCGGAAAUCUUUAUUCGAUAGGAUGCAACAACAAGACCUACCUAAUUUCAACAAAAAAUUAGAAUAUCUCGUAAACGACCUUUUAUUGUGUAACGAUUAUUCCGAUGAAGAAAUUAAAGAGAUAAAGCAUACAUUUUCAUAUUUGAAAUCUGAGUUUAAGCAAAGGUGGAUAAGAGCACAUAAAAAAGAGGAUGUGUUCUUGAAAAAUAAUGACAAAUGGUUACAAGGACAUUUCUCAAUCCCUAAAGGUAAGCAGGAGCGUUCUGGUCGACCGCAAAAAACAUUUUUUGAAUCUUCUGAGAGAACCAAACGUAGAAAAACAAAAUCAAAUCGAAGUGCGAUGAAUACAGAUGUAUUGGUGCAUGCAGCUCAGACAUAA